AGUAAAAUGGAUCUAGUAAAUAGCGACAUGUAUCUUGCCAAAAGUUAUGCUGAGGUUCAGCCUAUUGGAGCAUACUUCUUGGAAGAGACUAAUUGGUUCAAGCCUACUUCCCCAGAAUCUGAGCUCAACUCAAGCAUGCUUGGGGACAUUGAGCGUUUAGAUAACCUGAAUGGCUACAGUUUCAGCAACCCUGAUGUUUCUAUAAAGGAAGAAGUGAACUUCUCUGAAGAGAAUAAACAUAUCGAUCUUCUGUUUGGGAAUGAUGAGGAAGGGCUAGACUUGACGAAAGGUGACCAUGAAGGCUUAUUUUUCCAACAUGAUGGUAGCACUAAUGAAGCUUCAAAAGAAGACGAUGUCAAAGUGCCUGAGACUAUUGAGAAUUCUUUGAGCAAAGAUAUCUCUUCAGUUUCAGUUCGCGCUACUUGCUCUGUGUCCGAGUCUCCAAAAGAAGAAGAAUUCGAAAUUAUUUCGUUCUUGAAGGAUAGACUUGAGAAGCCCUUCUAUGAUAAACUUUAUGAAGAAAAGAAAAAUAAGAAAGGGAAAGGAAGACCAAGGAAAUUUAAAAACAUCAAUAAAGAUGUAAUUUGGAGCUCUGUUCUCGAUAUGAUCGAGAAGAAAGCAAACAAGAGAACCUCUGAACAAAGGACAGAUGCGAAGACUAUCUCUAUCUGUAGAGAUACUAAGAAAGUUUUCGAUCAUAUCCUCAAAUAUGUAAGCUCAAGAGCUAGCUACAAAUCCUCUAAUAUCAAAGAGGUUAUUGGAGCUUAUGCUGAAGCUUUCACGGUUGGAUUUAUACCCACCGUCUUUGAUAGCGAAGCUGUUGAUGACAAGAUCAGAUUGUUCUGUCAAUUCAUAAUUCUCGCUUAUCCUGAGUCUAAAGUUGUAAGAAUCAUUUCUUUGUUGAACGAAGCCAACUAUCUAUCUUGCGAUGAAUGCACAAACUUACUUCAUCUAGUCAAGAUUAGAACAUUGUCUUCUAAAACAAACUUUCAGAAUAUUGCUAGACAAAACACAUGCUUUAAAAAUAUUAUUAUAAAGCUGUUGUCUAAGCUCGAUUCUAUCAACUUGAACGACGCCCAAGGAUUCAGAGACAUCUUGAGAGAUUUAAUCCCAGAGGAGGCCUUUUAAAUACCCUAUUCUAGGCUUUGAGCGUAACUGCUUUGCCUUUUAAGGACUUGUUUUUCAAACGAGUUCUUACUAUUUAACUCAUCAAAUUCAUAACCAUAAGCAAUUGC
Messenger RNA from Moneuplotes crassus, 1235 nucleotides. The record is from the annotation of a GenBank genome assembly. Lineage: Eukaryota; Ciliophora; Spirotrichea; Euplotida; Euplotidae.